Messenger RNA from Plasmodium vivax (malaria parasite P. vivax), 1314 nucleotides. Its product is annotated as variable surface protein Vir28-related. The record is from RefSeq and is a predicted model, not a curated record. The transcript is spliced from 3 exons. NCBI's taxonomy places the organism in Eukaryota, Apicomplexa, Aconoidasida, Haemosporida, Plasmodiidae. The annotation marks the transcript as partial.
AUGUUAAAUCCCGCCAUUGAAGAUUUGGUUAUUAAUUAUGAUGAUUACUCCACUAUAACAAAAAUAUUCAAGGAAAAAAACGACUACGAUUAUUCUGAUAAAUAUGAUGUUGUUUUUAAAUAUGCCCAACGUGAAGAAAAUUGGAACGAACAAAAGUUUAAAACAACUUAUGAUCAAAUAUUUAGACAUUUAAAAAAUAGUUCAGUUAUGUUGUAUUAUAUGCAACAAGGUUGUAAAUACAUGAGCUAUUUCUUACAUAAACAUGUAACAAAUGAUCUUCAUCAUUAUUAUGAUUCAGAUUCUUUCAAAAUUUUGCAUAAAUAUGUGACAUAUUUUCAUAAAUAUGAAGGUAGUACUAGUAAUAAGUUAUGUUUGCCACACAUUGUUUACGUAAAUUACGAUAUGUAUAAGGAACUGAAUACUAUAUAUGAGUUGUAUAAUCUGUAUAAUAAUCUUCUACCAAUGAAUAGUCAAUGGGAAGAUUCAAAAUGUUUAUCAUUAAAAUCUUUCAUUAAUCAAUAUAAUUAUUAUAUCAAGAAGAUAGAUCCUACUAAUUUAAAACUUAAAGAAAUAUUAAAACCUUUUGAAAAUAACGUGAGAAAAACUAUAAAUGGUCUUGAUGGAAAAUGUACAAAUUAUACUUAUCCUUUAGAAAAUUUAGAACAAACUAAACCACCUGAAGAAAACAAACAACAGCGUACACAAGAAUUAGCACAACCUCAACCACAAGCAUUACAACAUCAAGAAGAAAAUCAACGAGGUGGAACAAGUACAGAAGAAACACAAUUAACAUUAACAUUAUCCCUACCCUCGUCACCAGAAUUAGGAAGUGUCACAACAGAAUCAGGUAUAGAGCAGGGCGUAGAAACAGACCUACGCUCAGGAAGAGGUCCAGAACCAGUAAUAAAAGAAGUCACAGUAAGUGAACUUCAAGAAUCACAUGAUUAUAUAACACCAAGAACACAUACACGCAAUGAAAGAAUUGGACAAUCACAAUAUAGACAAAGAGUAGAAUCCCCAGAACAAUUAGAAUUAACAGAUGACCGAUCAUUAUAUCCACAACAUGGAUUGGAAGGAGACCAAGGAACCAUGGGAAAAAUAACAGGUGCUAUUACUGGAGUUUUAAGAGAAGUUGAACCAGGACCUAUUCUUGGUGUAUCUGUUGGAUCCUUCUUUGGAGGAAGAAGAGGAAGAAUCCGUCAAAUUCCCAGUAGUUUUAGGGGGUUUCCACCAGGAGAAUUCCCAAAUUUUCAUGAAUAUGAUGGUGGGUUUAUUGGAUAUGGUCCAAUGAAUAUAAAUCCUUUCGCGGAAUAG